AUGUCGAACAGGCUUGAUCGCCUCUUCCUCCUCGAAGAAUUGCUUUGGCGGAUGAAGUACUUCUGGGCGUGGCUCGCCACCUGGGUGGGGGUCCGGGAGACGACGUAGUUGCGAGCUAUGCCUCUCCAGUCGCCUUUGCCGAGCUUCUGCAGACCGAGGAGGAACAUUCUGUGCUCUUCUUCAGUCCACGGGACACCUGCAAGCAAGAACAACCCCAUUCAGGGACGAGCACCGUGGAUAGAGUGACCGUCAACCAUCAUUGUCAAGAUCCUGAGUGCGCAUUCAAACAGCUCAGCAGAUGACGAAACUUUCCCCAGGAAAAUAAAUUUUCUAGUCAACCAACCAACUUAAAGCAUUUCCAUAGCAAGAUAUAAAACAUCAAACUAAUAAUACAUCAAAGAAGGUACCAAUCCCCAACUGGGAAGCAGCCCGUUGACCAGCCUACUUUGGGAAUGUCAAUGUCUGCACCUUCUUCUUCGGAGGGAGACUCAGUUGGUGAUACUUUGCACGGUGGGACCCCAACUUCUACCAGUACUAUAAUUCUUUAUCGACAAGUUCCGAUUAAGAUAAAAUUGGGCAAGAUGGAACAUUCAAGUCAGCUUCAUUGCAAAUUUUUCAGGAUCUUCCUUCCAACCAUGCAGGAGAUCUUCGUUCCCUGUGUAAGUUCUCAGCAGGUAGGACAAACAUUGCCUUCACCAGGCGUGAGGAUCUCUUCGGUCGUUUGCAAAUACUAGCAUGCUACCCAUCAGAUGGCCCAACAAAGGCAGGCACUAUUUGGGCAACAGAGACGUGAAAGAAGGGCAAUUUCAUGCAUAGAUUUUGUAUGAUUCUUGGGAACUGAUGGUAAAUGAAAGAACCAGACAUCUGAAGCGAAAUCAACAAAAUCUGAGAGGACCCUCAGCUAAAGAUGGCUAACAGCAUCAGUGUUUAUCCUCCCUCUCUCUCUCUCUCUCUCUCUCUCUCACUCACUCUAGUAGUUCUUGGUAAGAAAUCAUUAAGGAUAAGAUUAUCACCAGCAGCAUUACAACGCUACCAAAGAAUGAAGAUGACACAGGUGAGGUUUUGAGUGAGUUUAAACCCCCACAAUCAAAUAAGGUUCUUGCUCGGGCCAGCAUCAUCUUAGAGUAGGUAAGGCAGUCAUUAAUGUGGGUAAGAUGGACUGCUGCCAUUACGCAAUUGGGGACCGUAACCUCUGGAAUUAGUCGUGGUAACCUAGAGAGAAAAUAUUGUCAGAAAAGGAGAAAAAAUUGUAUGCUCACACAGUGUUGCGCAAAUGUUUUAACGAUUUCUCUGAAAGAAGAAAUCGAAUCGGAUGAUGUAACUGGAGGAAGGGGGCAAAAUAGCGAGCAGCACAGUUCUCAACUUUUGGGCCUUGAACAUGAAAACUUUGGAUGACACGAGAAAGCCGAGGUACUGCUUGAUAGGCACUAUCUGCAACAAGUAAAGACACAAUAGUCCACGGGAACUAGACAAGGAACUCGCAUGCACUCGUACGUUCGUUCCAGAAAGGUUGUGAAUCGUCGAACUCGAGACUUCGCUGGUCUAAGCUUAUUUGUCAAAUGCAUGUAAGAAAACGAGGACAAACGAGUAUAAUUCCUCAUCGAGCGACCGUGACAUGAUAUUUGCAAAAAUAGAAUCAAAAUCACUCAAAAUCAAACGGAAACGUAGACUUGCGCAGGCAUGA
Molecule: messenger RNA, 1684 nt
Organism: Spirodela intermedia
Lineage: Eukaryota; Viridiplantae; Streptophyta; Magnoliopsida; Alismatales; Araceae
Source: the annotation of a GenBank genome assembly